This is a messenger RNA of Kazachstania africana CBS 2517, 2016 nucleotides long. It is a transcript of the gene FRE8, whose product is annotated as putative ferric-chelate reductase. The transcript has a single exon. Gene Ontology annotation, cellular component: plasma membrane. The record is from RefSeq and is a predicted model, not a curated record. Lineage: Eukaryota; Fungi; Ascomycota; Saccharomycetes; Saccharomycetales; Saccharomycetaceae. Bases 1 to 2016 code for a protein of 671 amino acids.
AUGAAGUUUGAUAGCAUUAUCAACUGGUUUAAAUCAAAUCUUCCAAAUUUUGAAAAUGAGACUGAUCGAAUAACGAGAACGCUAAAUAUUUCUAAAUACUCAAGGUUCUGUUUCAUAUUCGCGACCUGUUUUAUAUGUUUUUUCAUACCUCUCUGGCAUUUCUUAUCACUGACUCGUCCAUUCUUUAGAUCAGCUCACAUAUUAAAGCAUCAUAUUCUAAAGAGAGGAACAUGGAUUCACCGUUUACCCAUAUAUCAUAAUCAGUCUUUACGUAUAUGUCUGUUUUGGUUCACAAUAUGUGUUAUCGGAACUUUUUAUAACACCGGAAGGGAUUUGGUUCAAAUAACUAAACGUAUGGGAAGAAUAGCAGUGGCAUUAAUGCCACCAUUGUUGUUCUUAACGUUACGCCCGUCACCUCUACCUCAAACCCUUUAUUUAUCCUUACUCCCUUUCCAUAAGUGGCUUUCUAGAAUCGUAGUUUUAGAAUCAUUGCUACAUACUAUCUUUUAUUCGUACUAUAUGUGUUGGAAAGGCGCUUUUCUACUAAAGAUGAAAAAACCUGCAAACCUUUAUGGUGUUUUGGCUAUGGUACUGUUUGCACUGAUUGGUAUUACUUCUAUUUGGAAAGUAAGAAGACUAAACUUUCGAUUGUUCUACUACGUUCACUAUAUCUGUACAUGGUCUACUGUAUUUUUGCUGCAUUUCCACGCUAGACCUGGGAUUCCAUAUUACACCACAUUGAAUUGUUGUAUUUUAGUUUACCAAAUUGCAUAUAGAGCAUACCAUACAAGUUUGACAAAGUUUAUUGUCAUUCCUUUGUCACCUAAUCUUACCGUCGUCGAGUUUCCAACAAAGGAUCUGGUUAGAAAGCCUAUCUUGCCCUCAUGUCAUGUACGGGUCAAUAUAUGUCAUGGAAACUUUAUAAAACGAUGGAUAUCUAAUCUUAUUCGACUACAGCAUCCAUUUACUUUGGCUAGCCUACCAACAGAUGAAACAGCUAGGUUAAUCAUUCGGAAUGGUAGAUUUCCCCUAAGAAAUGGAUCUACCUAUUAUAUCACGGGCUCGUACGAACCUAUACUAAACUUCAUUACUAAACCAACAGUAUCACACUCUUGGCGCAUUAGACGUGCGUCGCUUGCUGCUAUACCAUCUCCUAUGACGUACAUAAUCAAUGCAAGAAGGGUUUUAAUCUGUGUUGGAGGUUCUGCCAUCGCAUUUGGUCUGCCACUGUUAAGGAUCUUAAAAUUUAAUGGUGUAAAUGUGAGGUUAAUUUGGGUCUGUAGAGACUAUAGAGACUUGAAACUUUUACAAUACUUCAAACAUAAUUCGGAAGGAUUAGAAGUCUACAUUAGUGGACAGGAAGUUGAGGAACAAGAUAUUGAUUUAGAUUAUUCGGAAGAAUCUGAAAGAGAGACAGAAGAACAAGGGACUUUAGCAGAGAAUAUUUCUCUUUUGAGAACAGGCAAUGACCAACCAAAUACAAAGAGAAAUUUCGGUUCAAUGAAUGCAAUAACGUCGAGUAGUCAUGAUGAAAUUGAUUUUACAGGUACCUAUACACCAAAAAAUAAAAAAUCUUUUAAAAAUGGAAAUGGUGAUAAGUCUGAUCUGAAAUUUCCUUCCGAGAGUGCGUUUAGAGACCCUGUUGUUAUAGAUGCUCCUUCUACGAAUUUGUCACCUGCUAGUUUAUCGAUUACUCAGGAUGAAGAAGCCUCCCCAAAAUUAUCGUGUCCAAUUGAUUCCAAGAUUAAGAUUCCGUCGGGAGUGAAGGUCUUUUAUGGGAGACCAACUUUAAAUAAUGAGCAUUACGCUUGGUGCUUAGAAACUGAAUGUCCAGGGCCUAUAACUCCUAAUAGUCUUUGCAACGGAGAUAUUGAUUCAAGUGGCUCAGACUCACAUAUUAGCAGACUGUCAGAGGUGUGGGUCGUAGCCGCUGGACCGCAAAGUUUGGUUGAAAGUACAGGACGAUGGGCAACUGACGGGGGCUUGCGUUUUCACGCAGAAAGCUUUGCUGUUUAA